Messenger RNA from Eucalyptus grandis, 834 nucleotides. RefSeq lists its product as uncharacterized. NCBI's taxonomy places the organism in Eukaryota, Viridiplantae, Streptophyta, Magnoliopsida, Myrtales, Myrtaceae. Gene Ontology annotation, biological process: phloem development. The record is from RefSeq and is a predicted model, not a curated record. Bases 1 to 834 code for a protein of 277 amino acids. The transcript is spliced from 6 exons.
AUGGCGAGCAAGACCGUCAGCCAGAUUCUCCGGAGGGAGAGAAGCAAGGUUGACCAGAGCAUGCUGAACAGCCUGCUUGCCAUUUUCGACGACGAGAAGUUCAUGAAGGAGAUGGUGGACACUCACGCUCCUGACGAAGGAGACGUUGAUGUCCAGUCUCUCUUCCUUCUCGUCGACAACACCCUCCGUGGAACUGCUGCGAUCGCCGACUCCGUCGUCAACCCUAAGGGCACUCAAGGAUCUGGAAGCCCUGCAUUCAAGCCACCAAAAGAGGGCUUCAAUCCACCCCUAGCAGCAAUCAGCGAAGUGGCUUGUGAGAUCCAACCAUCGGACAAGCUUGCGGAAUCGCUAGCCAUACUGAAGGGGUUACCUGCAAUCACCAAGCCCUCGGACGUGCAAAAGAUCCAAGUGUAUGGAGUUCUGAAUGAAAUGAUCAAGACCACAUUGAGCAUGACCGAGUGCAUCGUGGAGUUCGAGCACGACAACAAAGAUGUUCCUGAGCUGUCCACGGCAAUCGACAUCCCAAGCAGCGUUUAUCAGAUCAUCAUCAGUGUCCUCGCUUGCUCGAUUCAGUUCACCAGCCUCAUCAGCCUCGUUGAUGACUACAAGGGAAAAGAUCUCCCGACCUUUGCUCGGAAAGUGAACAUGAUCCACCACACUAUCAAGAGACAUUACGAAGAUUACAAGCAAAAAAAGGAGGAAAUUAGAGAAUAUCAGAGGCUGCAGCGACUAUUUAAUGCCCCUACUGAUAAUGUGGAGCUCAUCAAGGCCUUGGUUUACACCAAGGACGAUCCUCAGCCACUCUACAUUGGCUCAAAGAAGACCACGUGUUAG